Molecule: messenger RNA, 3402 nt
Organism: Arachis ipaensis
Lineage: Eukaryota; Viridiplantae; Streptophyta; Magnoliopsida; Fabales; Fabaceae
Source: RefSeq, a predicted model, not a curated record
CAUGCCAAUCUCAUAGAGUUGCUCAUAAGCUAUGGCUUCAAGGAAGAAAAGUCUUGGCAGUUAUGAUCCAGAACCGAGUUUCCGAGAUUUUUGCGGUUGGUAUUCAUCCCGGUGCUAAGAUUGGAAGCGGGAUUCUGCUUGAUCAUGUAACUGGAUUAGUGGUUGGUGAAACUGCAGUGAUUGGUAACAUUGUGUCAAUUUUGCAUAGUGUGACUUUGGGUGGAACUGGUAAAGCUUCUGGUGAUAGGCAUCCAAAGAUUGGUGAUGGGGUUUUGAUUGGUGCAGGGACUUGUAUUUUGGGGAACAUUAAGGUUGGUGAAUGUGCUAAGAUUGGUGCUGGUUCUGUGGUGAUUAAAAACGGUUUUUCCGGUUGAACCGGUUGGACCAAUGAACCAGUAAACCAGUAGCUAGAGCGGUUUGAUGACCGGUCCGGUUUUCCGAAGUGCUACUGUCUAGGCGGGUGAGUCAUAUUCUAGCACCGUCGAACGUCAUUGUUCCUUGCAUGAGAGAAGUUGAGUUUGGCGACACGGUACAGCUCAGGAACUUCGUGUUUGACAAUUCUCUAAUCACUGCAUUCAUUAAGCACUGGCGUCCGGAGAUCCACACUUUCUAUCUAUCACGGGGUGAGUGCACCAACACCUUGCAGGAUAUUCCGUACGUAGAGGAGCUCCUAGGUGUCAGGCCCCUUCAUGCAUCUCAGGUGGUUGGUGUCUACGAUGACCUCCAAGACUUGAAAACCAGUCUCUCAUAUGUGAAAGCUGUGCUGUUGGAUGCUGAGCAGAAGCAGGAGCAGAACCACGAACUGCGAGAGUGGCUGAAGCAGAUCAAACUCAUCUUCUAUGAUGCUGAGAACGUGCUUGAUCAAGUUAACUGUGAAACACUGCGCAAGCAAGUCAUCAGAGACUACGGCACUCCCAAGGACAAGGUAGGCCGCUUCUUCUCGAGUUCUAAUCCACUUGUGUUUCGUUAUAAGCUUGCUCUUCAGAUCAAAGAUAUUAGGAUGAGAUUAGACAGAGUCGCGGCUGAUAGGGAUAAGUUUGGGCUUCAAGUAAUUGAUGUUGAUAGGCGAGUUGUGCAUAGCAGGGAAAUGACUUACUCCCAUGUUGUUGAGUCUGAUGUCAUAGGACGUGCUCAUGAUAAAGAAAUGAUUGUAAAGCUCUUGAUGGAACCGAGUCUUGACAACAAUGGUGACUCCAAACAUAUCUCCGUCAUUCCCAUUGUGGGAAUUGGAGGUUUGGGAAAAACCACUCUUGCUAAGCUUGUCUUCAACGACGAAAGGAUAAGAGAGUCUUUUCCGUUGAAAAUGUGGGUGUGUGUGUCUGAUGACUUUAAUAUCAAGCAAUUGAUUAUUAAGAUCAUCAAUGCUGCUAGCAAUUUUGUUUCUACUGGUGCUCUUCCGGGCCACCAAAAUUUAAAAGAAUUAGAGGUUGAACAAUUGCAAUAUUGUCUAAGAAACAUGCUUGAGGGUCAAAAGUUUUUCCUAGUGUUGGAUGAUGUAUGGAAUGAAGAUCGUGUUAAAUGGGUUGCGCUGCAAGAUCUCAUUUCAGUGGGUGCUCAAGGAAGCAAAGUAAUAGUCACAACACGUAGCCCAUCCAUCGCUUCGAUGAUGGGUACCGUUGCCUACUCGCACCAUUUAAAAAGUCUUUCUCCCGAGGAUUCAUUGCGUUUGUUCGUUAGAUGGGCUUUUAAAGAAGGAGAAGAGGGAAAAUAUCCAGAUUUGAUAAUGAUUGCAAGAGAAAUCGUAGACAGGUGCAAAGGAGUUCCUUUAGCGGUCAGAACGUUGGGAAGUUCACUAUUUUCCAAACACGAGAGACAAGAGUGGGAAUCAUUGAGAGACAAGGAGAUUUGGAAUUUGCCACAAAAAAAGGAUGAUAUCUUACCUGCAUUAAAAUUAAGCUAUGAUGAAAUGCCAUCCCAUUUGAGGCAAUGUUUUGCCUUGCUCUCCCUUUAUCCAAAGAAUCAUUAUUAUAUUUCUUUUGGCGUUGCUUCACUUUGGGGGGCAGCAGGUUUGCUUUCAUUGGAAAGCAAAGAUAAAACAAUAGUAGACGUUGCACAUCAAUAUUUGAGAGACUUAAUGGCAAGAUCUUUUCUUCAUGACGUUUUUUAUUGUGGAACCUUUUAUAUAUUUGACAUACAUGAUUUAGUGCAUGAUCUUGCAGUAUAUGUUGCAAAAGAUGUGUGCCAAUUGGUCAAUUCAAACACGCAGGAUAUAUCAGAAAAUGUGCUGCAUUUGUCUUUUGUUGAGAAUGGUUUGCCUUUCAAUUCCAUCAAGACAAGCUUACAAGGUGUGAGAAGCAUUCUGUUUCCAGUUGACAAUCAGGGAGCCAGUGAAGCUUUCUUGGAUGCAUGGGUGUUAAACUGCAAAUACCUGCGAUAUUUGGAUUUAAGUGAUUCUACAUGUGAGACUCUGCCUGAGUCAAUUGGUAAGUUGAAACAUUUAAGAUAUAUUUCUCUUCAGGGUAAUACAAGAAUAAAGAGGCUCCCUAAUUCUAUUUGCAAGCUGCAACAUUUGCAAGUUUUGCUUCUUGAUAGGUGUUCAAAUCUGGAAACUUUACCGAAAAAGAUAAGAAAGUUGAUCAGUCUGCAAAGAUUGGAUAUAACCACAAAGCAAUCUAUUUUGCCAGAGAGUGACAUUGCAAAGUUGAAUUGUCUUGAACAUUUGUCUGUCGAAAAUUGUGAUAAUUUGAAGUCCUUGUUUGUUGAGACAAGAUUGCCUACACUUCGAACUUUGCAAGUUCGUGGCUGUGCGAAUCUAAAGUCUUUGCCACUUGAUACUCAGCAUUUUCCUCAGUUAGAAACUUUGGGAAUCAGCAGUGUUGGCAAUGAAGAUUGGCUUCAUAGAUCAGAGGAUACUAAUGCUGUCUUGAGGUUAAAAACCAUUGUUCUUUUUGAAAUGGCAACAUUGCCUCAUUCUCUCCAACAAUAUGCAAGCACGUUACAAGGUUUGAUGAUUUCACGUUGCUACGAGCUGGAGGUACUGCCCGAAUGGCUGUGGAAUCUGAGUUCUUUGAAAUUUCUUUAUAUCUCCCGGUGUCCGAAAUUGAAGUCUCUUUCCAGUGAUAUCCACCGUCUAACAAGUCUGCAAGUUUUGCGAAUCAUAAAUUGCCAUGAGUUAUAUAGAAAAUACGAGCCACAAGUUGGAGAGUGCUGGCCCAUGAUAUCUCACAUCAAGCAUACUGACAUUAGGAACACAUGGGAAUAGCUAAUGGAAGAUGAAAAAGAAUUGUCUUAACAACCCGGAUUGGAGUCAAAGUGCCUUUUGUUUCUUCAUCAGUUUCCAUAAUGCACACAAUUGUUCUUGUUUUGUUUUGAACUAUAUGUCUUCAGUGAUUUUUCAAGUUUCUGUAUGUUCUUUGUAAUUCAAGAUGGUAAUUCAACGAUUCUGAUUUAAUGUUGCCUCUA